Messenger RNA from Homo sapiens (human), 2333 nucleotides. RefSeq names its product T-box transcription factor 10 (gene TBX10). The record is from RefSeq and is a predicted model, not a curated record. Gene Ontology annotation, cellular component: nucleus. Gene Ontology annotation, molecular function: RNA polymerase II cis-regulatory region sequence-specific DNA binding; DNA-binding transcription factor activity. Bases 1 to 2031 code for a protein of 676 amino acids. Lineage: Eukaryota; Metazoa; Chordata; Mammalia; Primates; Hominidae. Gene Ontology annotation, biological process: regulation of DNA-templated transcription; anatomical structure morphogenesis; positive regulation of DNA-templated transcription. The transcript is spliced from 11 exons.
AUGCGACCUGGCUGCAGCCUCACUGCCCGCACCUGCCUGAGCCUAAUGGACUCUUGUUGGACAUCUGGGGCUGCUGGAGUCCAGAGUCCCCUCGCAGUGCCACUCCCCCAGCCCUCUACACCCCCACCCUGCCCAUCCAUUUCCCUGCGGCCACGGCUGCCACGCCACCUCCUGGUAUUGAGCAGUGAUAUGAGAAGGUGUGAAGGAUACGGGGGCACCAGGGACAGGCUGGCAGGCAAGAUGGAUGAGGGGGCAGGGGGCCAGCAGGCGCCUCGGGCAGGCAGGGCGGGCGGGCCAGCCGGGGAGGGGUGUGCAGGGAGGCCUGCCUGUGUCUGUGCGCGUGCUGUGUGGAAUCAAGGCCACUGCCAACCCAGCAUCCCCAAGACAGGAUUCUGGAGGAGGUAUGGGGGGCUCCAGCCAGACGACCCACUCUGUGCCAUUCAGCAAGAGUCAAAAGGCCAGCGAGCACUCUCAACCAAGGAACUGGCAGCCUCUCAGGGGGACCUCCAGCCUUGGACAGCACAGCCCGAGAGUGGCUUGGAGAAGGGCCGCUGCACGCCCCAGAGCCUGCAUCUCACCUUCGGAGACCAGGGGUCCAGCUCGAGUAGGAAGACCACGACCUCAGGACGUGGACGAAGGGCGAUCGAGGAGGCAAGGACCGUCCUGCCGAGAGACUACAGCUUGUACUUGACACUCGAUGCUUCUGGCAAGCUGUCAUCUCUGGGCCCUGAGGAAUGCUGGCUUCUAGAGGGACUGAGCAAAGGACAGGCUCCCCCCACCAGAGUCCCUGAAAGUGUUGAGGGGCAGCACAUUGGCUGCGACGGGCAGCGGAGCUGGCUGGGUGAUGCGUGGGGCCCACACUUCCGUCCUCUCUCCACAGCCUUCCUAUCUGCUGGCCUCGGCAUACUUGCACCCUCAGAGACCUACCCCCUACCUACAACCAGCUCUGGCUGGGAGCCCCGGCUGGGGUCACCAUUCCCAUCAGGCCCUUGCACCAGCUCUACUGGGGCCCAAGCUGUGGCCGAGCCCACUGGGCAGGGCCCCAAGAACCCACGUGUGUCCAGAGUGACAGUUCAGCUGGAGAUGAAGCCUCUGUGGGAGGAAUUCAACCAGCUGGGCACUGAGAUGAUCGUCACCAAGGCAGGCAGGAGGAUGUUCCCCCCCUUCCAGGUGAAGAUCCUGGGCAUGGACUCCCUGGCCGACUACGCCCUGCUCAUGGACUUCAUCCCCCUGGACGACAAGAGAUACAGGUAUGCCUUCCACAGCUCGGCCUGGCUGGUGGCGGGCAAGGCAGACCCAGCCACACCUGGCCGCGUGCACUUCCACCCCGACUCGCCAGCCAAGGGUGCCCAGUGGAUGCGCCAGAUUGUGUCCUUUGACAAGCUCAAGCUGACCAACAACCUGCUGGAUGACAAUGGCCACAUCAUUCUCAACUCUAUGCACCGCUACCAGCCCCGUUUCCACGUGGUCUUCGUGGACCCACGCAAGGACAGUGAGCGCUAUGCCCAGGAGAACUUCAAGUCCUUCAUCUUCACAGAGACCCAGUUCACAGCAGUGACAGCCUAUCAGAACCACAGGAUCACCCAGCUGAAAAUCGCCAGCAACCCUUUUGCCAAAGGCUUUAGAGAGAGUGACCUGGACUCCUGGCCUGUGGCCCCACGGCCCCUGCUCAGUGUCCCAGCCCGGAGUCACAGCAGCCUCAGUCCCUGUGUGCUGAAGGGUGCCACAGACAGGGAGAAAGACCCCAACAAAGCUUCAGCUUCCACCUCCAAGACCCCUGCUUGGCUCCAUCAUCAGCUGCUGCCCCCACCUGAGGUCCUGCUGGCCCCGGCCACCUACAGGCCUGUCACGUAUCAGAGCCUGUACUCUGGAGCCCCGAGCCACCUAGGGAUCCCAAGGACCCGACCAGCACCAUACCCCCUCCCCAACAUCCGGGCUGAUAGGGAUCAAGGAGGCCUGCCUCUCCCAGCUGGGCUGGGGCUCCUGUCCCCCACUGUGGUGUGCCUGGGGCCUGGCCAGGACUCCCAGUGAUGCCAGAAGCCCUGGGGGGAAGCCCUGCUACCCUGGACCUUACACCGGGUGUGGGAAUCAGCCUCUGCCCCGCCCCCUCCAGCCCCAUCUCUGUCUCAAGGAGAGCAGGGUAGGUGAAAGUCUAGAGAAAGAGGCUACCUGCCCAGGGUCACAGCAAGGCUGGGACCAUGGCAAGCUUGGAACCAGGACUUCUAUCUCCCAACCCCAGCAGCCUGAAUACUGUGCCCUCUUGCUUUGGGGGUAACUCCCGAAAACCCUGCCUUACCUCUCCCUUCCCCCUAACAUUAAACUAUUUGGCAUGA